This is a messenger RNA of Emericellopsis cladophorae, 771 nucleotides long. RefSeq names its product CTD kinase subunit gamma-like protein. Bases 1 to 771 code for a protein of 256 amino acids. NCBI's taxonomy places the organism in Eukaryota, Fungi, Ascomycota, Sordariomycetes, Hypocreales, Bionectriaceae. Gene Ontology annotation, biological process: positive regulation of DNA-templated transcription, elongation; positive regulation of transcription by RNA polymerase I. The transcript is spliced from 3 exons. Gene Ontology annotation, cellular component: CTDK-1 complex. The record is from RefSeq and is a predicted model, not a curated record.
AUGGCGGACCCUUUUGAGGUCCGCAUGAAGUUCACCUCUCAACUGCAGCACUUGAACGCCUCAGUCGCAUCCGCUCAAAAGGCUGCCCAAUAUGCUUUGCGCCACAAAGAGAUGGAUGAGGACUUGCACUCGUGUAUUUUGGAGCAAGUGGAAAGGAACAACAUGAACACCAGAGCAAACAUUAUGUACUUUAUCGAGCAUUUCCUGGACUCGGCGCAAAAAGACGGACACCGAGACUAUGUGCGCAUGAUGCAAAGGGACAUCAUUAGGGUGGUGGAUGCCGUUGCGCCAGAUGAUGGCUCAGGGGCUGCGAAUGUCAGGGUCGUUCGAAAGGUUCUGCAUGGGCUGCAAAACAAGGGCUAUAUAGAGGCGCAGGCGGUAGACCAGAUACAUGAGGUCCUACGGGAGCGGGAGACGACGUCGGACGACCUGGGCCUCAACUCGCCCCACGGAGAUGUCCAAAUGGCCGACGCUCCUCCGUCGCAAACGAUGCCCAAGGCCGCUCGCCAUGGUAGCGGACCUCAAAAGAUGGACAAGCGCCAAAUAGAGCAGCGCAUAGAAGAGGACCGCGAGAGGCACAAGCGUGAGAGGGAGAAUAUCUGGGCGAUACCGGCCGGACCUGAUGCGGAGAUGAACAAGAUGUGGGAAGAGACGAGCGACUGGGGAGAGGACGAUGAUCGGCUCCUGGCUGAGGAAGCGGAGGAUUUCCGGAAAGAAAUGGAGAUGAGGAAAUGCCCGCAUAGGGACGCGAUCAAUGGGGAGGCGGGCUAG